GUUCUCUGUAAGAUGCUGGAAGCUAACCCUGACGCUAAGAGGCUCUACGAUGAUCUUAUAUCCCCCUACAAUAAGUUGGUUCGACCUGUGCUGAACGUUAGUGAAGCCCUGAACGUUCGAAUAAAGCUGAAACUAUCGCAGUUAAUUGAAGUGAACCUAAAGGAACAAAUAAUGACAACGAAUGUUUGGGUGGAACAGUACUGGGAGGACUACAAGCUUAAGUGGGAUCCAAGAGAAUACGGAGGGGUAGACAUGUUGCACGUGCCUUCUGAUCACAUCUGGCGACCUGAUAUUGUUUUGUAUAAUAAUGCAGAUGGUAACUUUGAAGUUACUCUAACCACGAAGGCCCAAGUAAAUUUCAAAGGUCUGAUUGAAUGGAAGCCUCCAGCUAUCUAUAAAAGUUCGUGCAUCAUCGACGUUGAGUACUUCCCUUUUGACAAACAAACCUGUGUCAUGAAAUUUGGAUCUUGGACUUACGAUGGGUUUAAAGUAGACCUGCGACACAAGGAAGAAAUUCAAGGGACAAAUCGGGUCGAGAUUGGGAUUGACUUGAGUGAGUUCUACCUGAGCGUGGAAUGGGACGUACUGGAAGUUCCGGCUGUUCGCAACGAAAAGUACUACACGUGCUGUGAGGAACCCUACAUUGACAUCACUUUCAACAUCAGCAUGCGAAGGAAGACAUUGUUCUACACCGUCAACCUUAUUAUCCCCUGUAUGGGGAUUUCUUUUCUGACUGUCCUGGUGUUUUACCUGCCAUCUGACAGCGGGGAAAAAGUGACACUCAGUAUUUCCAUCCUGUUGGCACUGACAGUGUUCUUCCUUCUUCUGGCGGAAAUCAUUCCACCCACGUCGUUAACUGUGCCUUUGUUGGGCAAGUACCUGCUCUUCACCAUGAUUCUCGUCACCCUGUCUAUCUGCGUUACCGUUGUGGUACUAAAUGUGCACUUUCGCACGAGAUCCACCCACCGCAUGAAGCCUUGGGUGAAGCAUGUCUUUAUGCAGAUGUUGCCUCGCCUUCUCCUCAUCAGGAGACCGUCGGAUAAUUCCACCGACUCAAGGAAGGUCAUGAUUCGGACCUGCAACGGUACAGAACUCCGUGAUUACAAUUCACAAAGGGAUUCGUUUCCUCGAAGAAACAGUUACGACACUGAAUAUGCCCCCGAACUCAAUUAUACCGGUUGUCGAAUACACGGUCCUAGUGUUCGUUCUCUUGCAACGAUGGGGAGCCCUAUGACGUCAGAACAAGCUAUAAUUCAGGAGCAGGAGAGAACUCCUCCAGGAGUCAGAAGACUACAUUUUUGUCCCGAGUUUGAAAGAGCAAUGGAGUCUGUCCACUUUAUAGCAGAUCACACGCGACGAUAUGAAGAACAUAUAUCUAUGAAAGAGGAUUGGAAGUAUGUUGCCAUGGUUUUGGACCGCCUAUUUCUUUGGAUCUUCACAGUAGCUGUCCUCGUAGGCACGUGUGGUAUCAUUCUCCAUGCGCCAACGCUUUAUGACAACCAGGAGCCAAUUGAUGUAAAGCAUUCAGAGGUUGCUAUUUCAACUAAACAUCAUAAGUUAUUUUAUUCGUGAGCUAAAUAAUAGAAAUGUUUUCAGUUCGUGUUGGAAUAGAACUUAGCAAGUUCAACUUUGAAUAUCAUACAACUGAGCCGAAGAUAAGUCAUUAUUUAAUGUCUUAGUUCGAAAGUUACCAAGCGAGUCUAAUGUGCUUAUCUAAUCAAAGAUAAUACAUGAAUCGUUUAGGAUGCUGUUGAUUGUGCUUCCAACAUUUUGGGAGAAAGGUCAUCAUUGCACAUAAACUCUUGUAUGGUUAAAGAAAUUUUCAUUCUAAUUUAUAAUAGACUGUCAAGAUACGCCUGAUUGUGGAUAAUGUGUUAUUACAUGUGGAAUUAAACGAACGAAUGAAGUAUUACUAUUAUGGUUUUAGGACUAUCUGCCAACUGAAGAAUAUAGAUUAUUCAAAAAAAAACAUUUAACGAAAUAAAAAAAAAACAAGGUUCUAUAUUAAUGAUUGUUUUAUUACGUAUGUUACUAUGUGAUUAGGAUAAUUUGACUCUAACGUCCUAAAAGCUGCUCAAUGCUUAUUUGGAUCUAUCUAUCAUAGGUGAUUGAAUAUAUUUUACUUUGCACUGAAUAUCGAUUAGUAUAAACGGUUCAGUUAACCAUGAGUGGCUGAAUAUCGUACAAUGUGUAAAAAAAAAAGAAGAAGUUAAUGC
This is a messenger RNA of Limulus polyphemus (Atlantic horseshoe crab), 2216 nucleotides long. Its product is annotated as acetylcholine receptor subunit alpha-like. The record is from RefSeq and is a predicted model, not a curated record. Gene Ontology annotation, biological process: signal transduction; monoatomic ion transmembrane transport; regulation of membrane potential. Gene Ontology annotation, molecular function: transmembrane signaling receptor activity; acetylcholine-gated monoatomic cation-selective channel activity. Gene Ontology annotation, cellular component: postsynaptic membrane; synapse; neuron projection. The coding region runs from base 13 to 1572 and encodes 519 amino acids. NCBI's taxonomy places the organism in Eukaryota, Metazoa, Arthropoda, Merostomata, Xiphosura, Limulidae. The transcript is spliced from 7 exons.